CCUGCUCCCGGCCCCCAAGUCACAUCAUCACCCUGUGCUGAGCCACGACAUGAGGGAAAUUGUGCACCUGCAGGUCGGCCAGUGCGGCAAUCAAAUUGGAUCAAAGUUCUGGGAGGUGAUCAGCGAUGAGCAUGGCAUCAGCAACACGGGAGCCUACCAGGGGAACAGCACGCUGCAGCUGGACAGAGUAAACGUCUACUUCAAUGAAGCACAUGAUGGCAGAUAUGUGCCCCGGUCUCUACUGGUGGACCUCGAGCCUGGAACCAUGGACAGCAUCCGCAGCAGCAAAAUAGGGCAACUUUUCCGCCCGGAUAACUUCAUCCAUGGUAACUCUGGAGCAGGCAAUAACUGGGCUAAAGGCCACUACACUGAGGGAGCAGAGCUGGUCGAAAGCGUCAUGGAUGUCCUACGCAAUGAGUGUGAAAGUUGUGACUGCCUGCAGGGCUUCCAGCUGGUCCAUUCCCUAGGGGGGGGCACCGGUUCAGGCAUGGGCACGCUGCUCAUCAACAAGAUCCGUGAGGAAUAUCCAGACCGCAUCAUGAACAGCUUUAGUGUGAUGCCAUCGCCUAAAGUAUCUGACACAGUGGUGGAGCCCUACAACGCCAUCCUGUCUAUUCACCAGCUCAUAGAGAACACAGAUGAGACCUACUGCAUCGAUAAUGAGGCACUCUAUGACAUCUGCUUCCGCACUCUCAAGCUAAGUACCCCUACCUAUGGAGACCUCAACCACCUCGUCUCCUUGACCAUGAGUGGUGUCACUACAUCUCUGCGCUUCCCUGGUCAGCUCAAUGCGGAUCUGCGUAAGCUGGCGGUCAACAUGGUACCUUUUCCCCGUUUGCAUUUCUUCAUGCCAGGAUUUGCACCUCUGACUGCUCGGGGGAGCCAGCAGUACUGUGCUUUGACUGUGCCUGAGCUCACUCAACAAAUGUUUGACGCCCGUAACAUGAUGACAGCCUGUGAUCCACGCCAUGGCCGCUAUCUCACAGUGGCUGGGGUCUUCAGAGGACAAAUGUCCACCAAGGAAGUAGAUGAGCAGAUGCUAGCUAUCCAACAGAAAAACAGCAGUUACUUCGUGGAGUGGAUUCCCCAUAACGUCAAAGUAGCUGUGUGUGACAUCCCCCCUAGGGGACUAAGGAUGGCGUCCACUUUCAUUGGAAACAAUACAGCUAUCCAAGAGCUGUUCCGCAGGAUCUCUGAACAGUUUUCAGCCAUGUUCAGGAGAAAGGCCUUUCUACACUGGUAUACCGGUGAAGGUAUGGACGAGCUCGAGUUUUCUGAGGCUGAAUGCAACACCAACGACCUUGUGUCGGAGUACCAGCAGUACCAGGAUGCCACUGCUGACCUGGAGUGGGGGGAGGAGGAGGAGGAAGAAGAAGAGACCGUGGCAGCGGAGACAGAGGUCCAGUCGUAGCAGUAGAUAUGUCGCUACAGGCUGCCUGGGCCUCAAACCUCCUUAGCAUAGGUGUCUCACCUUUAAGUUUUGUUUUUUAUUUAAA
Molecule: messenger RNA, 1496 nt
Organism: Erpetoichthys calabaricus (reedfish)
Lineage: Eukaryota; Metazoa; Chordata; Cladistia; Polypteriformes; Polypteridae
Gene: tubb1
Product: tubulin, beta 1 class VI
Exons: 4
Coding region: 50-1411 (453 amino acids)
Biological process (GO): microtubule cytoskeleton organization; mitotic cell cycle
Cellular component (GO): cytoplasm; microtubule
Molecular function (GO): GTPase activity; structural constituent of cytoskeleton; GTP binding
Source: RefSeq, a predicted model, not a curated record